AAGAAAGAACUCCUGCAGAAACGCGAUGCAAAGAUUUUUGCACACGUAAAGCACGGAUGAGAGAGGAUGUCUUCCUUUUAACGUCAGUUUUAAAGGAAGCGUCAAGUGCGUUUUUACUUCCGUUAAUGAGUGAUAACCCCGAGGAGUUUGCUUUACAUUAAUGUUAAUGACGACUAAAAUGAAAGCCAUGGCGGGUCAAAUUACCCUGCUGCGUGGAGGCUGCUUGUUUGGAAGUCCGUGCUGUUUCUUUAUUCCAUCACGCUUGUCGCUGGAAUUGCGGGCGUCGCGUUCCCAGUCCACUAGCACAAUGGAUCUCGUCGAUUCAAAGGAAUGCACUCCUUUAACCUCAACGUUGCACUUCUACGAGAAGCGCGACUUCGACCCAUCUUUGAAAUCCUCACCAAAAAUCUGCAAGGAUCUCGGGAAAAGUAACUGGCAUACUCUUUUAAAUGCCUCAGCUAGUCGGUCGCUUCCCUUCAUUGUUGAAUCUUGUGAGUUGGACCUAAUCCAAGCCGCUAAAGACCGCGACUAUUACGACAAAAUUGUGUUGCUUGUCAGUUGCUGCGAGUUAGACAUUCCGAGAGACAGUCAUGAGGAAUCUACGCUGAGUGGACGUGGUGUGGGACAAGCGCUCAGUUUGUCGCGUCGAACCGCCAAUUUCUGCAACCGCGAAACUGGCUUCCUGCCUGAAUUGAUCUUGGUGCCACCACUUCGCUGCAUUAUUGAAACCGCAAUGUUCAGUUUUCCCCAAAGUUCUCCUCACAGUUUAUCGGCCGCCGAAUGGAUAUGUCACCCACAUGUACAGGAUAUUGUAGCGCAUCCAUCUAAACCUGGAGUGUCCGAUCCCCAGCCAUUGGUGUCCGCAAAAAUAGAAAUUCUUGAAAAUACCGACAGCCUGCUGCAGUGGAUUCAAAAACGCAGUGAGCGAGUCAUUGUUGGUAAGCUCAAUUGUUGUCUUGGGCCUUGGUAUGCUGCGACACCCGUAGUGAGCUACCUAAUCGGUUUCUUCUAUCGCCUAACAGUUGCCAGUGAUUCCCCCUGGUUGCAAGCUUUUAGCUGUUCUCUCCGGUACAGCCGGGGAGCAGAAUGUUUCCGGGAAGGAGAGCUGAGGGCGGUGGGCCUCCACUUUCUAUGA
Molecule: messenger RNA, 1135 nt
Organism: Phaeodactylum tricornutum CCAP 1055/1
Lineage: Eukaryota; Bacillariophyta; Bacillariophyceae; Surirellales; Neidiaceae
Exons: 1
Coding region: 161-1135 (324 amino acids)
Source: RefSeq, a predicted model, not a curated record